Colletotrichum chrysophilum is the source of this 2463-nucleotide messenger RNA. RefSeq lists its product as uncharacterized. The transcript is spliced from 3 exons. The record is from RefSeq and is a predicted model, not a curated record. Lineage: Eukaryota; Fungi; Ascomycota; Sordariomycetes; Glomerellales; Glomerellaceae. Bases 1 to 2463 code for a protein of 820 amino acids.
AUGUCGACAUCAUCUCAAGCUUGGAAGUCGAAGAAGCUUGGAGUGCCCAUGAUGGAUGGAAGGGCAGCUCAGAUUGCAAAGGUCAAGAGGUGGGAUGGAGCUGCGAGGUCAUGCAGUGACUGGGAUAACCUCAGGAGGGAUCCGGAAUUAUGGUUCCGUGGUGGUAACUGUUUUGUGCAUUUGUAUGGCAAGGGACAGUCGAGAAGAGGACCAGCAUUCAAGGUGCCGUUCGGUGCCUUACUUUCCGCAAAAUGUCAUCCGUUCGUCGGGAAAUUCAUGUCCCGCGACAUGCCUGAAUCUCCAGGGUCAUUUCACGACCCGUACGAGGACCUCGACAGAUGGAACGCCCUGAAUCCUCACGAGAGGAUCGAGCUUUAUAUCCCGGCUCCCCCCAUGGCCGACAAGGAACAGGCAUUUGCUUACCAUUUGGCAACGCGUAAUUUCUUUGCGUGGAUCUUCAGGCGGUCGGUUGUCGGAGAAUAUCUGGGAAGCGCCCUCAUCGGACUCAUGAACAGCAUGGCAGAAUUCAGGAGCAACGGCGAAGACCACAUGAUGGAUCUUCACUCUUACUUGGAUGAGGAGGGCUACCUGGAUUUAAAGGGCCAUGCGCACCACGCCUUGGCAAUCUUGCAUCUGGCGGAGUUCUUCCAGGUGCGGGACAUGUACAUUGACGCCUUCAGUCAUUGCGUUGGAAUGAGCGAGGAGCUCUUUUGCAGCCCGGAAUACCAGCAUAUCAGCUCCAUCUCCCGUACUCUUAUUCGCCGAGCCCGCGCAGACAUGAACAACCGGCUGAGUCUGGCUGGUAGCAUGUUGGAAUCAUUCCUCGAGGACGAACUCUCCGAAGCAAAUCUCGGCCUCCCAGCCGGAGGCCGGGCACAUCUGGACCGAUUCCGUUCCUUCGUACUCUCAUUCUACCAGACACGUCUCGGCUAUUUCCCGCCGCUCUCACUCGAUUCGCGAAGCACGAUAUUUGACCCGGAGAUUUUCGAAAUCCUACGAAAGGACUUCCGGGCAGUGUACGACCUGCUUGUGGACGAGAGCUUCACCUCAGACGACAGCAGUCCCUUGCUUGCCCAGGGCGGAAUUUGCGCUGUGCAAAGCGUGCAAUCGUUUGAUGAGAGAUGCGACUAUCCUUCUCUCAAGCACCCUCUACCACUAUUGCCCGAGAUCGACGAUGACAAAGCAUCGCGGCGCAUGUCUUUGGCAUGGCUGGCCAACACCGCCCGCGGAGACAAGCUCAAGCCCGACCAUCGCCUCCUUGCACACGCCGCCUUGAUCAAGGCGAUGAACGUCCGCGACUCGGAAUUGCUUGAGAACGACUUUGUUCGGGCGUAUCGCAAGUUCGAGGAAGACUCUGUCAUGCCACACACCAAAACCGACAAGACAGAAAAGAUCAAUCCGGUCGAUGCACGCAAGGUGCGAUGGAUCUUGAUCUACGCCGUUUACCAGGUCCUUCGCAACUGCACAUCGCCUCCCCUCGAAGUUCGCGACUCAGCCGACGCUGACUACCAUCUGGCUGUCUCCACCGAGCAACUGCCCCCUUGGAAGAAUGGCCGUGGCGGCCUAAAGCCGCUUCUUCAGACCCCGAUGAACUUCAUUCCUAACAUGCAGCGUUCUCAGUCUGUCUCUCAAUGGAGCUCAGAGAACCCGAUCUCCCCUGCUCUGGUCUCGCCGAGCAUUGUCAUCCAACCGGAUAUUGACUACACCGCCCAGUCACGCCGUGAAGAACUCCUCGCCCGGAGGCAAACCAUGGGUGGCGCCCCGGCCGUACCGCCCAGAUCACGCAGCCGCAGCUUGUCCCGCAACAGCCCCUUUCGGAGAACACUUAGUAUUUUUCGCAAGCACGAGGACGAAGCUACACCAACCCCCCGGAAAGCAUCCUACUGCGAGAUCGUGGUUCACGGUUACGGUAACGGCACUAAUGCCGUGAAGAAGCUUGCCAACCGCCUCAUCGAGCCGCCCGAGCUGUCUCCCUGCACCGUGGCGCCUCGUUCAUUCUCAACCUCUUCAGAGUCCAGCGCCAUAUCAGAGGCAUCGGCCGGCGGCAUCAGCUAUGCUACCGUCGACUCGACGGCACCGCCGACCUCGCCCGACGCGCCGGACAAGGCCUGGCCCAACCAAGAGUCUCCGAUGUUGAGCCCCAUUCCCCUUCGUGGGCGCCGGCGUGUCAGGGACGUCCUCUCCUUUGUCGGGACCCCGCGUGCCAGCUCUUCGGAAUGGUCCACUACCAGACGCCACAGCGUCAUUGGGGCAGGCAGUUACGCCCACGACUACGAGGAGCUCAUCAAGGAGCAGGAGGCAGAGUUCCACCGCCACGAGCUGGAGCCCCUCCCGCUGCAGAUUCGCAAGACAUCGGCACCGCUGAGCCUCGAGGCUAUGGUUGAGGAUGCUGAUGUCAAGCCCGAAUGGGAGCAGUACAAAGACCUUGGCGGGCUUACCAGCCUGUCGCCGCUGAACAUCUAA